ACAACUCAUGGGGCUCCUGAGUAAUAGGGGAUCAUGGGGCCCCUGAUGUAGGGGAAAGAAGACGUAGAUAACAGGGGCGGACUGACAACUCAUGGGGCCCCCGGGCAAUAGGGGAUCAUGUGGCCCUGUGUCCUUGCCCAAACUCAAAAAAGCCUAUGAAAAAGGUACCAGAGGCAUCUCAUGGGGCCCCCUACUGACACCGGGCUCUCGGGCAGUGCCCGAGUUUCCAAAUGGUCAGUCCCCCCCU
Messenger RNA from Staurois parvus, 247 nucleotides. Lineage: Eukaryota; Metazoa; Chordata; Amphibia; Anura; Ranidae. The record is from the annotation of a GenBank genome assembly.